AUCUCAUGCGCAUGUGCACACUUACAAAUACGCCUGUGCAAAUCGAUGGUUUGCCCAGGAACUUGCAGCGUUGCCACAUUUCUCAUAACAUAAAUAAUUGAUAUCGAUAUUAAUAAACAACCUGAACUCAUUUUUAAUUGAAUUGAAAUUAAUUGGAAUAUACAAAUUGUUCAAAUAUACAAUUUACCAUAAUCACUUCAUUGCUGAUGAUUGCACUUGAUUGGAAUGUCAAAAAAUCAAAAAGAAGAAUAUCAUAACCUAUAAAAAUUUAAAUACAAACAAUUUUGAACAAAUUAUUCAUUUAAGAAUGGAUUUCUUAUCACCCAGUGUUCAUGUCCAAUUAAAUCCUAAUGUUAUUGAAAUAUUAAAAGGAAUUGAUGUAGUUACAAUUUGUGAUUUCCUAAAUUGUGAUUCUAAACAAAUCGAAAAAGCAACAACGUUACCGUUGAAAGAAGUAAUAGAGAUUAGAAAAUAUCUUUUGAAACAUUAUUCUCAUCCUAGAAACGUGUAUGACUACUACAAAAGCAUUUUAAAAGAGUUCGCUAUAAUUCCUACAGGCAUUUCUAGAUUAGACACUUUGCUGGACGGUGGCCUCUUCACUGGCAACAUUUACGAAAUAUGCGGCUUACCAGCAGCUGGCAAAACACUUUUAUGUUUAACAUUAUUGAAGAAUAUCACUCCCAAAUACACCAAUCAAGUUUAUUACAUAGACACCAAGUCUGAUUUUUCAGCAUUAAAAUUAAAACGAGCGAUGUCACAAAUGAACAAAGAACAAAUUACAACAACUUUGAACAAAAUAACAGUGGCUCGAACAAACUCGCAGCAAGAUUUUCUAAGUAUAUUGUUAGCAAUCAAGCACUCUGUGCAAAACGGAGAAAGUACACGACUUAUAAUAAUAGAUUCCAUUCCGGCACUUUGUUUCACAUCAACAGACUUAACCGAGCAAAACUGUUUUUUAAAUUACUCUGCAAACAUUCUGCAAUACCUAGCAAAAGAAUAUAACGUUAUUAUCAUCACCACGAAUUUAAUUAGGACUUGGAACGAUGGAGAUUUUAUCAACACAGGUGCCAUGAAAGAAGAGAUAUGUUGCGGCAGUUACUGGUACAGGGUUCCCAAUGUUAGAUUGUCGUUGACUAAGGAUAAAGAUAGUUGCAAAAUUACACUAGAUAAGACUAUAAAAUUUAUUCCAGAUGUUAAUUAUUGUGCAGUUAAAUUUAGCGAUGAAGGCUUCGUUUAAUAGAUGAAUAAAAGCAAUAAAAGUGCCUUACCUUAGCCUUUAAAUCCACUGAAAC
Molecule: messenger RNA, 1292 nt
Organism: Phyllotreta striolata
Lineage: Eukaryota; Metazoa; Arthropoda; Insecta; Coleoptera; Chrysomelidae
Source: the annotation of a GenBank genome assembly